AUGAAUCGAGAACACACUGAAGAGUGCAACAAGGACGUGUCAAUUAUCAAGGCAAAGGAAAAUCAAGCAGUUUUGUCGAUGGCUCAACGUGAGGGAAACUUAUACAAGGUCAUGUUUCGUCAACCAACUGAGAAUACCAGUCUGAUUGCAACUUCAAUUGUCACUUGGCAUGAGAGGCUUGCACAUCAGAACCUGAAGGAAAUUUUGAAGAAAAAUAACAUCAAGUUUAUAAAUGGCUGGAACAACCAAGUUUGCAACGCAUGUGCUUUGGGCAAGCAGCACCGAGUUACACACCCUGAGAAUGACAAAACAGCUGUUCAACUAUUGGACUUAGUUCACGUAGAUCUUGGAGAAUCGGAGGAGCGAAGUACUUUCUGA
Molecule: messenger RNA, 378 nt
Organism: Agrilus planipennis (emerald ash borer)
Lineage: Eukaryota; Metazoa; Arthropoda; Insecta; Coleoptera; Buprestidae
Exons: 1
Coding region: 1-378 (125 amino acids)
Source: RefSeq, a predicted model, not a curated record